Molecule: messenger RNA, 1561 nt
Organism: Solenopsis invicta (red fire ant)
Lineage: Eukaryota; Metazoa; Arthropoda; Insecta; Hymenoptera; Formicidae
Exons: 5
Coding region: 960-1427 (155 amino acids)
Molecular function (GO): odorant binding
Source: RefSeq, a predicted model, not a curated record
CCUUAUCCGCGUCGUAUCUCUAAGAAGUCGCAAACGUUUUCUCACUCUAUCACAUAGCACUGUCGUGCUUUUUUUACAAUUGUAAGUUUUUAAAGGCAACGUCGUUAUAAAUAAGAUCAAUCUUGAACAUUAGUGAACAUUAGUGAACAUUAGUAAUCGUUCAUGUACUCUACAUCAUUAUAAUAAAAAAAAAAAAGAAAGACGACGUGUUUAUUAAUCUGGUUAGAUAUUAAGUAUGCACUUUGUUCUUCGAAAAUAUCGAUUAUAACUGAAUAAUUCGCAAGUAUUGUAAACAUAUAUAAAUAAAAAAUUUGUAUUAGAAUUCUAUUUAUUAAAAAUAAUUGCUGUGUAACUUUGUAACUUUAAUAUUUCUGUUUGAACGAGUUUUCAAAGUAAGUGUUAAAGAAUUAUUCUUUAAAUGUUUUAUAUCUAUUAAGGGAAAAAAGUGCAAGCAAAGAAUUAAUUUAUAUUCGAGAAUUCUGUUUACUUUAAAAAGAAUUCUCAAAUAAUUUCAUACAAUUAUUUAGCAAAAAUUAAAAAAUAAAAUAUAAAAUUUGACAAAAAAAAGAAAAAGAAAUUGUAAAAUAAAGAGAACCAUUAUAAUCCAAUUUAAUCCAGAAUUAUUUGCUUCGCAUAAGAGAUGUAUAAAUUUUGUACUUAAUAAAUGAUAACUUUUCAUAAAAUAAAUGGUGCAUUUUGAUACACACGUAGCGAGAGAAUUCCAACACACUUGUUUAUACAAGUGUGUUGGAAUUGAACAUGAUCUACGCCAAUGGAAAAAUUUGCACAUCUGUUUAUACAAAGUACGCGAUAAACAUACAAACCUUGCGCAUUAUAUAAUUACGUAAUAUAAUCUGUUAUGUAAUCUAUAGUCAAAUUGAAUACGCAUAUGCAUAUAUAUAUCGUGUUUAAAACAUCAAUCGUCAGUUAUCGAUUUGCAGUUCAAACGAAUUAAACGAAUGAAGACUCUAAUAUUCGUUGCAUGUAUAUUAGCUGCCGUUUCGGCAGGUAAUAUACUCGAUCAUAUUAUAAAAAUAUCAGAGAUAUUUGAUAUAAAAGAAGUAAUUGAUUUUUAUAAAACACUGGAGGAAUGCGCCUUGGAAUUAAAUAUAUCGGAGAUCGCCACUCCCGAGACACUCUAUUGUUUAAUCCAAAAGAAAAACUUGGUCGAUGAAGAAGGUGGAAUAAACUGGGAUAAAGGCAUAAUCUAUAGAAAGAAACUCAUUCGCGGCAGCAAUGAUAUAAUAGCUAAAUGGGUAAAGAUAAUCCAUCAAUGUAGAGAAGAAAAUAGAAAAGAAUCCAAUACGUUUAAAGGAAGGGGAUAUGAAACAGCCAUGAAAUUCAUGAAAUGUUUAGAGCCAUUUGUGAACUACGGUUUAAAAGAACUAAUACUAUUUCAAAAUUAUAUGACCAAUAAUAUUAAUUAAUAUUAUUAAAUAUAUAAUUUUGAAAUAAUAUUACACAAUAUAUACCAUACAUAUAACAAAGGAGCGUACAAACCUAGCCGGAUGUAACUGCUAACGACUUUGUUUAUUUAACAAUAAAAUUUAAAAUAACAAGA